Molecule: messenger RNA, 528 nt
Organism: Acanthoscelides obtectus
Lineage: Eukaryota; Metazoa; Arthropoda; Insecta; Coleoptera; Chrysomelidae
Source: the annotation of a GenBank genome assembly
AUGAAGGAAUUAUUCAAAGUAAUAAAAGAGCAACUGGAUAUCCACCCUGUAUCUGUUAACUAUUCUCACAAGCUGUUGAAGCAGUGUUCAGAAGAAGAAAAGUUCAACAUUGGUAGAAGGGUGUUCACACUGAAUCAACUGCAAGUGACACUUAGAGAUGGUCAGUCUCUGCUCACCUGGCUUGCAAUGCUGAAACGCCGGUUGAUGAAUUCCACACCAAUGAUUCUGCAAAAGACCAUCAUGCUGCGAAGGGUAAAGAUAAUUCACGAUGGCUCUGCUAUGGAUCGGUUGAGCAUGGAACAGUUUCCAUGCGCGGAUACGACCAAACUGCUGAUCAAGUGUGGCGCUGACGUGAAUGCCAUGGACGGUGAGCGCAACACGCCUCUUCACGUGAUCGUCAACUAUCACAAGGCCAUCUCCGAUUUCAUGACGCUUUACACGAUCAUCACUGCGUUGACGGACGGCGCGCUCAUUUGGAUUGCGUCAACGAGCGGGGGAGACGCCGCUGGACGCGUCGGCGACAGGUAG